Molecule: messenger RNA, 2403 nt
Organism: Scheffersomyces coipomensis
Lineage: Eukaryota; Fungi; Ascomycota; Pichiomycetes; Serinales; Debaryomycetaceae
Product: ubiquitin-protein ligase
Exons: 2
Coding region: 1-2403 (800 amino acids)
Source: RefSeq, a predicted model, not a curated record
AUGGUGCAGGUGGAUCGUCAAACGUUAUUAUUCUUUAUAAUAAUGUUUAUAUUUUUAUCCUUGCCUAGUGGUCAUGAUCAACCCCACUCAACAAAGGAAAGAGAGACAUUAGUAACGUUUCAACAGCAGUUGUUGGAUGGUCAAGAUGAAUUGGCAUUGUCGAAUUAUACUAGUGGAUAUGGAAAUCUAACUGGAUUCCAUUUAUCUUAUCAAGAUUUACUUGAUGGCAAAACUGAGCAAGAUUGGCCAAUUCAUAAAUAUGGACCUGAUAAUCUCUGGAUAGAAGACGAGAAAGAUUCCUUGUUGCCCAAUAAGGUCAGUAAUAAGGUUAAAGAGUUUUGGGGAAUUGAUAAAGUUGAGAAAGAAGAUGGAGGAAGAGCUUAUUUAUUAAAUAUAUCAGGGAGGGCUAAUGGUGAAUUUGAACAAUUGAAAUUAACCAAAUUACAACUAUUUGAUUUGAAAUUACCUCAAUAUUUAAAGGAUUAUUAUGAUAAAAAUAAAGACAAAGAAAAUGAAAAAGAAAAUAAAGACAAUAAUAAGAAUACAGAUGAUGAUAUAAUAUCUAAGAUCGGAAACAUUACUAAGUCCACUGGGAAGAUAUCAAUCAAUGUUAAAAGUUAUGGUUAUAAUUUCCAAAAUCCAGAAUUUACUAAAUUUAUCGUUAAUAAAACCACAGAUACAGUUGAUGAUGCUAUGGUUGUUCAUUUAAAAUUAAAUUUAAAAGAUUAUGAAGAAAUUGAAGAUCAUGAAUUUGAAACUAAGGGAGUUUAUUUUCAAAAGACAGGAUCAUUAAUCACGAUUACUCGUUCAGCUAAAUUCUUAGGUAAUCAUGGAUUAAGUCAUUUAACUUUGAAUGAAUCAAAUUUCAAUAAAUCAAGAAUCUUAAUGGGUCAAUUAUUAAAUACCAGUGAUAUUCGUCAUGAUUUUUCAAUGGAUGACAUGAAUGGAUAUAUUAUCAAGAGUCAAGAACAAUGUGAAAUGAUUUCAUAUUUCCAAUUUGAAAAGACUGAUUAUAAUUGGGAUCAAUUACGUUUAAUCGAUGAAGAGUUAAUGAAUCCUAAUGGUAAGCCUAUUCCUCAUGAUUUACCUCCUCUUUCUAUCAAAGAUUAUUUAAUCUAUUCACCAGAUUGUGGAAUUGUAUUAACUAAAAAACCAGAUAUACCGUUUGUUGGGUUAAAAGUCGAAGUUUUAAAUAAAAAAUUACGUUAUUUAUUAAUGGGAAUUUUAUUAUUAGUGAUUAUUCAAUUAUUAUUAUUCUUAAGACAAAUUAAACAAGCUAGAACUCCAGGUCAAUUAAGUACUAUAGCAAGUAAGACAUUAUUUAUUAUUGGAUUUCAAGAUUCAUUAAUUGCUUUAAUGUUUUUAUUAAUUUCAACACUAGUAGAGGAUUUAUAUUUAUUAUUAGCCUGUGUUGCAGUGAUAUCAUUUAUAAUGUGCGGUAUCUUUGAAUUAAGAUUUAUGGUUAGUGUAUUAAGUACACAAGUUAAUGAACGUGGAACCACUUGGUGGGAGAUUUUAAGAGGUGGUUCUAGAAAUGAAGGUGAAACUACAACAACCACUACUACCACCACAACUAAUGAUACGGGACCUAUAUUACCAAUCGCAAAUACCCCUGCUCCAGUUACACCUGUUGCUCCCGGACCUACAGUUGCACCAGGAUGGGAAGAAGCAUCAUUUUCAAAUAGUAUAUUUGCGGGAGGAUUUUCAUUAACUAUUAUAGCUACAUUUUUAUUAUUAAAUUCCUUAGUAUGGAGAAUUCAAUAUCGUAGGAUAUUUGAAUAUGUGGGAUUAAUUGGAUUAAAUUCAUAUUGGAUUCCACAAUUUUUAAGAAACACAUUAAAGAAUAAACGGAAAUCAUUUACAUGGGAAUUUAUAUUUGGUACUAGUAUAAUUCGAUUAUUACCAAUUUAUUAUUUUAAUUUAGUUAAAAGUAAUCCAUUAAGACAUCAUUAUGAUCCUAUAUUAGUGAUUAUCAUCACAAUUUGGAUGAUUAUUCAAUUAACGUUAUUAAUAUUACAAUAUCAAUUAGGAGCCAGAUUUUGGGUUAAUGAGAAAUGGUUACCAAAAGCUUAUGAUUAUCAAAGAAUUAUUCAUUUUAAAGAUUUGGAAACUGGAUUUUCAAGUGAAAUUUUGAAUAGUUUAAGUAAUAAUAUUUCCAAUAAUGAUGUUGAAGAAAUUAUUGAAAGUCAAUGUACAUGUCCAAUCUGUAUGAAUGAAAUUACAUUACCGAUUAUAAAUGAUAUGUAUGAUAAAGAUGGAACCAAUGAAAAUGAAUUAAAAAAGAUGAAAAAGGAUUAUAUGAUUACGCCAUGUUAUCAUAUAUUCCAUAGUGAUUGUUUAGAAAAUUGGAUGAAAUAUAAAUUACAAUGUCCAGUAUGUCGGGAGAGUUUACCGCCGAUAUAG